Pichia membranifaciens NRRL Y-2026 is the source of this 1488-nucleotide messenger RNA. RefSeq lists its product as hypothetical. NCBI's taxonomy places the organism in Eukaryota, Fungi, Ascomycota, Pichiomycetes, Pichiales, Pichiaceae. The record is from RefSeq and is a predicted model, not a curated record. The coding region runs from base 1 to 1488 and encodes 495 amino acids. The transcript has a single exon.
AUGGGCUUCGGUAGAAGGGUAAACCAACCGGAGAACACGGAAAAGAUGAGGAGAAUUGCGUUUGAAUUGGAAUUGGAAGUUGUUGAGCUGGUCAACGUGCCUAUGUUUGAUGAUACCGAAUGCUACAUAGUGAGUACGAUUUCGAACGAUAAAAUCAAAAACAACUACAAAAAGCUCCACAUAUCGAGUCACACAACCCAUCCCGUGCCCAUAAAAAACCACAAGGUAAGGUUUGGUGAUGUUGGAAAGCAAAGCACGGAGUUCAGGCUACAAGCCCAGUCGAAUUCGAAGGGAGAUGUGUUAUCAGAUAAAUGGUUGUGUAUUUCGUUCAUGUUGAAGCAUCAGGAUCGCCAGGAGCUACUUGGUAUUUUGACUUUGAAUCUUACAGAAUACGUCAAUGAGAAGAGCAAAAAGGAAUUAAGGUUUCUUUUGGAAAAGUCGAAGACGAACACAAUUGUGAAACUCAACCUGCAAAUCCGUCAUCUUGAGCAUGAUGAGUCUGUGACAUAUCAAACAAUAGCAAAAGAACAGGCAUCACCAGCACACAGCCUUGAAUCAUCUGGACUGCUUCGUCUGUCCUCGGUGAAGAGCACUAAUGAGCUAUCUAGUAGGGGUGGUUUUAGCAUGGAUGGACUUAGGACACCAACAAAACCCUCCUCGACUGCUGGCAGACUUGCAUUACAGGUGCCUUCACCCUCUGCACUUAGGAGCAAUAAUUCACUGCUAGAGAGAGCAAGUAGUAGACGCAGCUCAAACCCUGGAAUGAAUUCUCCUUCUAAUGUCUCUACCCCAACUUCUUCUUCACCACGUUCACCUAGAUCCAAUAAACUACAAUUCUCAACCUCUUCUUCGAACGUCACUUCUCCAACUCUGGCCAUCAAUGCAGGGCAACGAGAUAGUAUGAAGAAUACAAGUACACAGACGAUGAUGAACGAUGCCUGCGAGAGUGCGGUAAAUGAUGUCUCUCUGUUGGACGAUCUUAUCAACAAAACGUACAGAUUCACUUGGCAAUUGAAGUGUACGUCAUAUGAAGAAUUCACUCCUGCUGAGUGCGUCAAGGACAUCAUAGAGAGAAAUGGAAAUGGGUGGAAAAAGAAUGACGAAGGGGUUGAUCUUGUGGAUGUUGUUGAAAACGAAUUUAAGGAAAACUCUGUGCAGCAACGUAAUAAAUCAUCACUGUUCUCUCUUAACACCAGUGAAGACUUACGGCAGAGAGACCACAGAGAACCGGACAUAUUCUCUGAGUUCAAGGGUUUUGAGAGCGUGCAGUUGAAUGAAUCUGAUGAAGACUCCGACGAGUUUGAUCACAGGCACGGCCACGGCCACGGCCACGGAAGAGGAGCACUUGAUGAUGACAGCGAUUCCAUAUUUUACUCGUAUUACAGCAGAGACCGGCAUGACGCCUCGAAGAUUAAAAGGUACAAGCCACUCACUGAGGCCGAAGUCCGUGAAGACUUGAGGAGUUGGCAUAUAAGUGCAGAAAGUUGA